Messenger RNA from Stylophora pistillata, 699 nucleotides. RefSeq names its product mediator of RNA polymerase II transcription subunit 29. NCBI's taxonomy places the organism in Eukaryota, Metazoa, Cnidaria, Anthozoa, Scleractinia, Pocilloporidae. The record is from RefSeq and is a predicted model, not a curated record. Gene Ontology annotation, molecular function: transcription coregulator activity; transcription factor binding. Gene Ontology annotation, cellular component: mediator complex. Gene Ontology annotation, biological process: regulation of transcription by RNA polymerase II.
AGCUGGACAAUAUUAGUUUAGUAGAUGGUGAUAGGCUUGCGAUAGGCACAUAGGCCUACAAGUAAAAUCCAAAAUGACCACCACAAAUACGGCCGGCUCGGCGAUUGAUGCGGAAUACAUCGUAAAACAGAUCAAAAAUACUAAAGAUACGCUCGCGAAUGUUAUGAGAUUAGCGAAUCUGGCCAUUGAUCAAAAUGCAGAAGUUGACCUUGGGACGAAGACAACUGAGGUGUCAAACAACAAGCUUGAGAAAAGUUUAGAAGAUUUUUACAUUGCAUGUGACCAGCUCCAGCUCUUUUUGGGCCUUAUGAGCGAAUCUGCUACUCAAACUCGGAACAGAGGAAGAUACACACCAAAACCUAUAUGCAGCAGCAAAACAGAGAAUUUGACAGGAACACAAACCUACACUGAGUAUCUAUCGACAGUGCGUACCCAGAUAGCUGCUACAAAAGAACUUCAUGAAUUGCUGUCAGACUUUUGCUAUACUCAGCUACCAUAGCCACAUUGAUAUUUAGAGCCAGUUUCUAUUUCUCAGUACUAUUAUUCUGACCAAGGUCACAAAAACGAAAUUAACUAGUCACUAAGAAAUUGAUAAUGAUUCCAACUUUAUUCAAUUAUGCCAAUUGUUAUAAUUUCAAUAUAUCAACUAAGUUGAAAUGGUAAAUUGGCCACCGUUAUGAUUAUAAAAGCUAACGUCUC